Trichogramma pretiosum is the source of this 474-nucleotide messenger RNA. Its product is annotated as endocuticle structural glycoprotein ABD-5-like. Bases 74 to 451 code for a protein of 125 amino acids. Gene Ontology annotation, molecular function: structural constituent of chitin-based larval cuticle. The record is from RefSeq and is a predicted model, not a curated record. Gene Ontology annotation, cellular component: chitin-based extracellular matrix. NCBI's taxonomy places the organism in Eukaryota, Metazoa, Arthropoda, Insecta, Hymenoptera, Trichogrammatidae. The transcript is spliced from 2 exons.
UCAGUUUUCGAUACUCGCUCCGAUCGUUCGGUUCUCGCAGUUCUCUCUCCUCGUGAAACAGACAAUCAUCAACAUGAAGACGAUCGCAGUUUUCGCCGCCUUGAUGGCCUGCGCCCUCGCCGCACCCCAGCUCCAGAGCCGCAGCCAGUUCGGCGGUCAGAUCGCCCGGGAGGUGAACCAGCAGGAGGUGCACGUGGUGCGCGAGACGCCCCACAACAACAUCGGCGUCGACGGCUACCAAUACGCCUACGAACUGAGCGACGGCUCCAGCCGCCAGGAGCAAGCCGAGUUCAUCGCCCCGCGUAGCGCCGACGAGGAGGGAAUCCUCCGCGUGUCGGGCUCCUACAGCUACUUCAACCCCUACGACGGCCAGACCUACACCGUGACCUACGUCGCCGACGAGAAUGGAUUCAGGCCCACCGGCGCCCAUCUGCCCAAAGCUGCCUUUUAAACAAGAAAAAACAUACAUCUCGA